Pyrgilauda ruficollis (rufous-necked snowfinch) is the source of this 942-nucleotide messenger RNA. RefSeq lists its product as uncharacterized. The record is from RefSeq and is a predicted model, not a curated record. NCBI's taxonomy places the organism in Eukaryota, Metazoa, Chordata, Aves, Passeriformes, Passeridae. The transcript is spliced from 2 exons. The coding region runs from base 14 to 889 and encodes 291 amino acids.
CCGCGGCGCCGGUAUGGGGUCACGUGAGCGCCCGCCCGGCCGCCCGCGGAUCCUCGAGGAGGAGGAAUGGAGGAAGGGAGAAAGGGAGAGGGAACAGGGCACAGGGGGGUCUCGCGGGGAAACUGAGGCUGCGGAUGGAAAAGCGGGAGUGGCGCAGGGAAGGACGGCGCAGCCAAGCUCCGGGAGCGGUGUGUCCGCGGGGAAGGGCUGGGGAGGCUGCGGAAAGCAGCGCCACAAUCACCGAUGUUGUACUAAAAGCUGCCGGAUUCCGGCUAAUUGGCCUCUGCUACCAAUUGCACUCCCUCCGCCCGAGAGCACUUCCCUGCUGCCCAGCCCAGCUCCCGGCCUAGACCUCACGGGUGGGCGCUUUCUGCUGCCGCUCUGCACCGGGACACGCCGCCCCAGACCGUGUGUGCUCUGCCCCAGAUCAGCACUCCUCACCCCAAACCACCGCUGCUCUGCCCCAGAUCAGCGUGGCGAAAUGAAUUCGCAGCAAGCAGGGAGGAACCGGCUCAAGGAAUCACCCAGCAGGAGCAGCCCCCAGGGCAUCGCUGUGCACCUGACUCUGGUUUUCUCUGCUGGUGUCGUGACAGAAACUGCCCGAUGGCGUCAGAACUGCUGCACAUCGAGUCCACAGGAGGCCAGGAUGAGCAGAGGGCACCUCUCCCAUGAAGGAAGGCUGGGAGAAUUGGGAUUGUUCAGUUUGGAGAAAAGAAGGCUCCAGAGUGACCCAAUUGCAGCUUUUCAGUACCUUUCUCAUCUGGGAGCUGACAAGAAAGAUGGAGAGAAACUGUGGACAAAGGCCUGGAGUGCCAGGGCAAGGGGGAAUGGCUUCCACUGCCAGAGAGCAGAAAUAGAUGGGAUAUUGGGAAGAAAUCCUUCCCUGUGAGGGUGGGGAGACACAGGUUGUCCAGAGCAGCUGCCCCUGGAUCCGUGGAAGUG